Rhodofomes roseus is the source of this 704-nucleotide messenger RNA. RefSeq lists its product as uncharacterized. The annotation marks the transcript as partial. The transcript is spliced from 3 exons. NCBI's taxonomy places the organism in Eukaryota, Fungi, Basidiomycota, Agaricomycetes, Polyporales, Fomitopsidaceae. The record is from RefSeq and is a predicted model, not a curated record.
ACAUGAGACACACCAGCAUGAAGCGCACCCAGACAGCCGACAAUCCUGAGCUGAAGUACGAGGCUGCCAAAGCCACACUCACCUUCGGAGCGACCGAGCCUCCUGCGCCUGGUCUCCCCGCUUUUCAGACCAAGUUCCAUUUCCAACCUGGAGCAAAGUUCGACUCGUUCCUGCACUUUCAUGCAUCGCACGCCGAGUACCUGUAUUGCGAGAAGGGGCGCAUACGCGUGACUAUCGGCGAUAUCGUAAGGAUGGUAGGACCCGAAGAUGGACAGCUUGAGAUUUCUGCUUGGACACCACAUCGAUGGGAGACGCUUGAAGCCGAUGUCGAGACUAUCGUUUGGGAGCGCACCGAUCCGAACGAUGGCCAGAAGGAGCUCUUCUUUCGGAACCUGAUGUCCCUGGUCAACGACCACAAGGGUCUGCCGCCAGUCCUGCAGACAUUCAAGAUUUUCAGCGACUAUGACAACUACCCAAUCAGAGAGGCACAGUGGCAGCUGGCGUUGCGGUCGCUGAUUGUCUGGAUGACGAGCGCAAUGGGGUUCCUGGCGACUCUGGCAGGGUAUCGCAGCGUGUAUAAGGAGUACACGCCGAGGCGUCUGCUCGAAGGCUAGGGUGAAUAGACGGUGCGGCUGCCUGUAAAAAUGGCAUCACGCUGAUAGUCAGUUCUGUGCUUCGAUCUUCCCUGGCUUCGAGGGUGCAGC